Messenger RNA from Dipodomys ordii (Ord's kangaroo rat), 3810 nucleotides. RefSeq names its product leucine rich repeat containing 4 (gene Lrrc4). Bases 215 to 2173 code for a protein of 652 amino acids. The transcript has 2 exons. Gene Ontology annotation, biological process: postsynaptic density protein 95 clustering; excitatory synapse assembly; modulation of chemical synaptic transmission. The record is from RefSeq and is a predicted model, not a curated record. NCBI's taxonomy places the organism in Eukaryota, Metazoa, Chordata, Mammalia, Rodentia, Heteromyidae. Gene Ontology annotation, molecular function: protein binding. Gene Ontology annotation, cellular component: postsynaptic density membrane; glutamatergic synapse; plasma membrane.
ACUUCCCCCCUUUUGUUAAUUAAAACUAAGAAGUCAAAAUGGGAACGAGGUGCCCGGCUCCCAUGGAGAAAGCUUAAGGACACCGCGCCAGUUCUCUGCUGCCUUUCUUCCGAGAUGGAAAGAGGAGCUCCUAGCUCACUUAAGCCGGGGUAGGGCUGGUUCUCCUUUCCGAGCCAAAAUCCCAGGCGAUGGUGAAUUAUGAACGUGCCACACCAUGAAGCUCUUGUGGCAGGUAACUGUGCACCACACCUGGAAUGCCGUCCUGCUCCCCGUCGUCUACCUCACCGCGCAAGUGUGCAUUCUCUGUGCAGCCAUCGCUGCUGCCGCCUCCGCCGGGCCCCAGAACUGCCCCUCCGUCUGCUUCUGCAGUAACCAGUUCAGCAAGGUGGUGUGCACCCGCCGGGGCCUCUCUGAGGUCCCGCAGGGCAUUCCCUCCAACACCCGGUACCUCAAUCUCAUGGAAAACAACAUCCAGAUGAUCCAGGCUGACACCUUCCGACACCUGCACCACCUGGAGGUCCUGCAGCUGGGCAGGAACUCCAUCAGGCAGAUAGAGGUGGGAGCCUUCAACGGCCUGGCCAGCCUCAACACCCUGGAGCUGUUUGACAACUGGCUGACAGUCAUCCCCAGUGGGGCCUUUGAGUACCUGUCCAAGCUGCGGGAGCUCUGGCUUCGCAACAACCCCAUAGAGAGCAUCCCUUCUUACGCCUUCAACCGAGUGCCCUCCCUCAUGCGCCUGGACUUGGGGGAGCUCAAGAAGCUGGAGUAUAUCUCAGAGGGGGCUUUUGAGGGGCUGUUCAACCUCAAGUACCUGAACUUGGGUAUGUGCAACAUUAAAGAUAUGCCCAAUCUCACCCCCCUGGUGGGGCUGGAGGAGCUGGAGAUGUCAGGGAACCAUUUCCCUGAGAUCAGGCCUGGCUCCUUCCAUGGCCUAAGCUCCCUCAAGAAGCUGUGGGUCAUGAACUCACAGGUCAGCUUGAUUGAGCGGAAUGCCUUUGAUGGGCUGGCCUCGCUCGUGGAACUCAACCUGGCCCACAAUAACCUCUCUUCUUUGCCCCAUGACCUCUUCACUCCGCUGAGGUACCUGGUGGAGUUGCACCUCCACCACAAUCCUUGGAACUGUGAUUGUGACAUUCUGUGGCUUGCCUGGUGGCUUCGGGAAUAUAUACCUACCAAUUCCACCUGCUGUGGUCGCUGCCACGCUCCCAUGCACAUGCGAGGCCGCUACCUGGUGGAGGUGGACCAGGCCUCCUUCCAGUGCUCUGCUCCUUUUAUCAUGGAUGCGCCUCGUGAUCUCAAUAUCUCUGAGGAUCGGAUGGCGGAACUUAAGUGUCGGACUCCCCCCAUGUCCUCUGUGAAGUGGUUGCUGCCCAAUGGGACAGUGCUCAGCCACGCCUCCCGCCACCCACGGAUCUCUGUCCUCAAUGAUGGCACCUUGAACUUUUCCCGUGUGCUGCUCUCAGACACUGGAGUAUACACAUGUAUGGUGACCAAUGUGGCAGGCAACUCCAAUGCUUCGGCCUACCUCAAUGUGAGCACGGCCGAGCUCAACACCUCCAACUACAGCUUCUUUACUACGGUCACAGUGGAGACCACGGAGAUCUCACCUGAGGACACGACGCGAAAGUACAAGCCAGUUCCUACCACAUCCACUGGUUACCAGCCGGCAUAUACCACCUCUACCACGGUGCUCAUUCAGACCACCCGUGUGCCCAAGCAGGUGGCAGUACCCGCGACAGACACCACCGACAAGAUGCAAACCAGUCUGGAUGAAGUCAUGAAGACCACCAAGAUCAUCAUUGGCUGCUUUGUGGCAGUGACUCUGUUAGCUGCCGCCAUGUUGAUUGUGUUCUAUAAACUUCGCAAGCGGCACCAGCAGCGGAGCACAGUCGCAGCCGCGCGGACAGUUGAGAUUAUCCAGGUGGAUGAAGACAUCCCAGCAGCAGCAUCUACAGCAGCAACAGCAGCUCCAUCCGGUGUAUCAGGUGAGGGGGCGGUAGUGCUGCCCACAAUACAUGACCACAUUAACUACAACACCUACAAACCAGCACACGGGGCCCACUGGACAGAAAACAGCCUGGGGAACUCUCUACACCCCACAGUCACCACUAUCUCUGAACCUUAUAUAAUUCAGACCCAUACCAAGGACAAGGUACAGGAAACUCAAAUAUGACUCCCCCUCCCCCCAAAACUUAUAAAUGCAAUAGAAUGCACAAAAAAAGAGACAGCAACUUUUUGUACAGAGUGGGGAGAGACUUUUUCUUGUAUAUGCUUAUAUAUUAAAUCUAUGGGCUGGUUAAAAAAAGAUUAUAUUAAAAUUUAAAAAGAAAAAAAUCAAAACAAAACUAUUUUCUAACUUGUAAGUUCUAUUUAAAUGGGGAGGGUGGGGAAUCUUGGGAAUGUUGUGGGUACAAGCUACAAGUCAACUUGCUGUGCUGCCAGAAGAGUUUUCUGGUUUAUGGUGGAUAGUGCUAAGAUAAAAACAAACUCAAACAAUAGCAAACACCCCUACGAAGGAGCAGAGUGCAGGCCACUAAGGGGUAGGAAGGAUAGGCCGCAUUAUCUUUUUUUAAGAAGAUAACUUCAUAGGAUACAGGAAUACCCAUUUCUACAGACGUCUUUCUUAAGUCAGGAGCUGUCUUUGCAGAUUUAUCUUACUAAAAAAAAUACAAAAGAAAAAAAAGCACCAUGAAUUUGUACUGUGCCAAAAUUUUGAGAGGCAAUAACUAUUUUCUCCUUCAGAGGCCAAAGGGAAGAUAAAUCUGUAAACAUAUUUAAGCAGGAAAAACCACCAAAAAAAAAAUCAAAUGAAUACUUAAAGGGGCUGAAUCUUUGUCCAUGUGCACAAAUCCCUAGGUUUGUGCACUGCACUGGGACAUGCAUAUGCCUCAUCCCUGCCUGACAGUGCUUCAGGACAGAGCUAAGAAGGAAGGGAGACUGGUGUGGCUUUCAGUCAAAUGCUUUCACACUGCACCAGAUUUCUGCAAUUGGGCUUAACCCACUCUGCAAGGCAUGUGUCUAUUCAGGGUUUCCCAGGAGAAGGCGGCAGCCCGAAGGGGGUGCGGCACCAAGGAGUGGGGAAGGAGAGCAGAAGCAGAGAAUGAUUCACUGGAGGCCAUAAAUUAGUGUUGUGCCAUGUCCACCUGUUGUUCCAGGUAUCUGACAAAUGAUUGUAGACAAUGAUGGCAUUUUAUAAUUCCUCAAAAAGGUCUUGUUUGUUUUAAAGGUGGAGAGGGAGGAAAGGCUGGGAGCGUGGAGCUUGGGGGAGUAGAAGCUUUUCUCAUGCUUAGAAUUUGGUGACUAUUCUAAAUGCUGAUUCAUUAGGGAUUAUUACAGCUGAUGCAAACUGGUUGUGAUGAUGGAGUGGGGGCAGAACAUGAGUAGAGAAGAAAAAAGGAGAGGCAAAAAGGGCAUGGCUCAAGUAAAGUACGGAAGCCUUUGCCUGCCAGGAUGCUUCACAAAAACUGUGAAAUUCAUAGUUAAAAUAAAAGUGACACACAUGCAUACAUGAGUGAGUUCUGCAUGUGGUCCUGUUGAAUGGGCACCACUGGGGAAGCUUCUCCCCCCCAGGCCUACCUCCAGAGGUGGUGUAAGGAAAGGGGGAAGGGGAAGGCCAAGAUCUGUUAUUCUGGUCCAUUUAAUAUGUAACUUCUUUCAGUUAUUUUAGCUUUAAGAGGAAAUAUAGGGUUCAGAUGUGAAAGGGGGUGGUAUGGGUGGGGAGAAUACCAACAACAACAACAAAACCACUGAUUGUAAUGUGAGAAAAGUGUAUUUUUGUAUUUUAAUAAAUAUUGUUCAAUUUUUAAUUCA